UGUUGCUGCUGCUGCUUUCAAACAACGGUAAGGAAUUGUUUGGGUUACCACCAUAACCGUUAUCAAACAAUGGUUUAAUGGUGUUUACAUACUUUUGACCUCCUUUUUUCAAUGUUCCGUCUUUAUUUAAAUGCACACCGGUUUUGCCGAGAAUCGUUUUGUACGCAUGCAAAUCCGAUUCGGAGUAAACUCCAGGGUUUUUCGAAAACAGUAAAUCCACAAGACCCAUAGUCAGAGGGAAUUUUUCAUCUAAAACAUUAAUUGUUCCUCUAUUGAGAAAGAUAUUGUCGGCUUCACCUAAUGUCAUUGUUCCAUCUGGUGAUACCUUUGGUCCAUACAUUUUAUCUCUGUUGGGGUUCAUUGACCAUUGAUACAUGUACUGAUGGAAAAACCCGUCAUCGUGUUCCACAGUGUAUAUAUCAUCGUUUAAACUCUUGAUAGUUUGCUGUAAUUGUUCUUGUUGUUGUUGUUGUUUUUGCUGUUGUUGCUGUUGCUGUGACGCAAUUUUAUCUAAUGGUUCAAUGAUUGGCGCCAACUGACGUUUUACGCGAGUCAACGAAUCCGCUUUUCCACGACGCUAUUCUGUGUACUUUUUUCGAACAUUUUCCCGGGCUUCAGUCAACAGUUUCAGCAAUGUUUCCUUAUCGGCACUCAUAUUGUAACAAAUGUGUCAAACUUGUAUCUGUAUCGGCCGUCGUCUCGCGCAAAGUCCAAACAAAUCACUGCGAAUCCGUACCGAUCCUUGUUCCAACACUCUUUGCAAAACUCUUUGAAUUCUCCAAAUUUCAUAUCGCAACACACGUAUUCAUCGUACGCGUGUCGUAGAUUAACUUCAUCCUGCCGGAACAACACCACCACAUUUGUGUUGUCACGUAACAUUUGUUUUUGUAUGCGCGACAGUGUUUGGGAGAGAAAAAAAACAUCAACUUGCCUGUGUCGUCCUCGCGCGAAAUAAUCACACAUUACAUUUUGUUUUUCCAUGACAACAUCGUCGAAUAUAAAAACCGAAUUGGGCAGGAUGUUGUCCACCAACGGUACAUCGUCGCCGUUUUCAUAGGUAAACAACUGCACUCCUUGGACGCCGCGUAAAACAUCCACGAGUAGUUGAUACUUGCACUGAUGCAACGAUUUCGAGUAAACGUAAACAUUUUCAAAUCGAAGUCCGUUGAUAUCGGUCAAUAGAGUAAACAUCAAGUUUGUUUUUCCACAAUUUGACGGUCCGCAAAUCAAUGCACGUAUUGUAUUUGGCAAUAGUUUACCGUGUUUACUAGGUGCAAUCUCACUACUUUUUUCAAAAUUCACGAUAGGUAGCGUGAGAGUCUGUUUUUUGAAACGCAUCGCACGUCAUCGAACAAUAACUGUCAAUAUGAAAAUAAUGGUUAAACAGAGACAACGUGGAAAACGAGGUGCAGGGAUAUUGAAUACUGUAAUCAACAAAUUACCAUUCGAAGCCCACAUUCCAGGUUAUCAAUUUGCGGGUCCUGGAACACGGUUAGAAAAGAGAUUAAAACGAGGUGAUAUUGGAGUGAACCCGCUUGAUGCUGCUUGCCGCAAUCACGAUAUCAUUUAUAGUAAAUACAAGAAUCUCGAAGACCGUCAUAAAGCGGACAAGGUGUUGGAACAUCAGGCUUGGGAACGAGUGUUGGCCAAAGACGCUAAAUUGCCUGAACGAGUCGCAGCUUGGAGUGUGACCAACGCGAUGAAAUUGAAACGUAAACUCGGUAUGGGUUUCAAACGAGUUGUGCAUGCGGCCAAACUCGAUAAAAAUGCCCAACAAAUGGAUUUACUGAGUGUGGCAAAACAAUCGUUGAAGGCGGCACGACGUGUGGUGAGAAAGAAAAAAAUUCCACUGCCCCGUACCAUAAACGUUCCAAAAACUAAAGGCGGUGUACUACCGCUUAUACCUAUAUUUGCCGGACUGUCGGCGUUGGGAGCUUUAGCCGGCGGUGCUGCAAAUGUGGUCAAGAUGGCUACCGAACUUAGCCGUAAAGGCAAUACAGCGAUAAGCAUGGGUAAAGGAUUUUACUUGCAACCAUACAAAUCGGGGUCUGGUUUCAAAUUGACGACGAGUACGAAAAAGAUGAUUCGAAAAAAUCAGACGAAAAAAACAAAAAACUAAUUUCGCAGCUACCCGAUCGUGCCUUGUACGAUGUUGAAAUUGCAAAUUUCGGUAGUCGAGCGUUCGACCAUAAAGUGUU
Messenger RNA from Daktulosphaira vitifoliae (grape phylloxera), 2198 nucleotides. RefSeq lists its product as uncharacterized. The record is from RefSeq and is a predicted model, not a curated record. NCBI's taxonomy places the organism in Eukaryota, Metazoa, Arthropoda, Insecta, Hemiptera, Phylloxeridae. The transcript is spliced from 2 exons. Bases 1367 to 2119 code for a protein of 250 amino acids. Gene Ontology annotation, molecular function: structural molecule activity.